Molecule: messenger RNA, 5285 nt
Organism: Oncorhynchus gorbuscha (pink salmon)
Lineage: Eukaryota; Metazoa; Chordata; Actinopteri; Salmoniformes; Salmonidae
Product: junction-mediating and -regulatory protein-like
Exons: 10
Coding region: 699-3395 (898 amino acids)
Biological process (GO): intrinsic apoptotic signaling pathway by p53 class mediator; 'de novo' actin filament nucleation; positive regulation of apoptotic process
Cellular component (GO): nucleus; cytoplasm
Molecular function (GO): Arp2/3 complex binding; actin binding; transcription coactivator activity
Source: RefSeq, a predicted model, not a curated record
CCUCGUGCAGAACCACGUCAUAUUAAUUCGCAGUUGGAAGAAAAACGUUGGAAAGAGGGAAAGAUGGCACAUCGAAACAACAACACAUUUGUCGUAACCGAACAAAGGGACAGUUCCUGGACAAUAUCACCCGACUGUCUUUAGACUAACAACAUCGACACGGUGAAAAGAGUAUUUCCGAAGGGGUGUUUUGUUCAGAAAAGUCCUCCCCCAGAAUUUGACCGCACGCAUCUCUCUGGCGUUUACUGCUUUGUAAACAGACCCUCCUCUCUUGACGUCGAUGGGAACCGCGGCUCUGCGUUGAUUGUCUGUGACGUUAGUCGCACAAAGGGAGCCAGACAACGAAUGUAGCAGACAGGUGAGCGAGCCAGGUGGAAGCGAUGACAAGCCUGGCAACUAACAACAAUAAUAAUUCGACUCUUACGCCGUUCGUGGCUGUUUUGUUCCUAUAUGGAUGUAACGUUAGUCGAGCAAUUUAACGGGCAUAUCUUCAACUUGACGUUUGAUUUGAGCAAAUUCUGCGCAACGUUCAGACGGUAGCUAAUCAACUCUCCAAGCUUCUAAACAAAGCGAGCCACGUUUGUUGUUUUAUUCCUCUCGGUUAGCUAGUCUUUUUUAGCCUCAACGACGAACUGUGAUAAGGGGUACCGGUAUUCGUGUGUGAGCUCUUUAGCUCCGUUUUUUACUGGCUGGAUGAGAUGUCAUUCACGAUGGAGGAUUCUGUAGAGUCGGACUGGGUGGCCGUUCGACCAAAUGUUUUCGACGAAAAGGAAAGACACAAAUUCGUUUUUAUCGUCGCUUGGAACGAGAUCGAGGGAAAGUUCGCCAUAACCUGCCACAAUAGAACAGUACAGAAACGGUCUGCGUUUCGGGAUUCGCUCCUGGAAGACGUCGAAUGCGACCUCGCAUCCCCCGCCACACUAGCGCCCGAGGCAGACAAACGCAAAACUCCACUAAAAAGUCCCACCAAAAGAAAAGAUGACAUCUCCGCAUUGAUUAAAGUUAGAUCUAAUGUCAAACCGAAAGGGAAAAGUCCGACAAAGAGCCCCAUUCGAGAGAACACAGCCGCGGUAGGUGCCUCAUCAAGGCCAGCCGAGAGUGUUAUCAAAACACUUACGUUAGGGUCGUGGGACAUCGUGCCCUCUAAGAUGACCGACAUCGAGGUCUUGGAACCAGCGGAUGUCUCCGGGUUGCCUCGCUCCUCGGACGACGGCGACGGAGAGGAGUCUGAUAGCAGCCGAGAGGGCUACAGCUGGGCAGGUCUGUUCGCCUUCCAGGACGUGCGGGCAGCCCACGCCCAGCUCUGCGCUGUCAACUCGGACCUGGAGCCCUGUCUGCCCCCUUUCCCCGAGGAGCAGUCAGGCAUGUGGACGGUGCUAUUUGGGGCCCCUGAGGUAUCUCAACGGGAGACAGACGCUCUGUGUUACCAACUACAGGUGUACCUGGGCCAUGCUCUGGACACCUGCGGCUGGAAGAUUCUCGCCCAGGUGCUAUUUACAGAGAGUGAUGACACAGAAGAGUACUAUGAGAGUUUGAGUGAGCUGAGACAGAAGGGAUAUGAGGAGGCUCUCCAGCGGGCCAAGAAACUGCUCCAAGAGCUGCUGGAGAGGCACCGGGCCAUGGAGAGUAUGGUGGAGCUGCUGCAGGUGUAUCCAGAGGAGGACGAGGCCUACGGAGAGUUACUGGAGGCUACAACACAACUCUACCACUACCUACUGCAGCCCUUCAGAGACAUGAGAGAACUGGCCAUGCUGCGCAAACAGCAGAUCAAGAUCUCCCUGGAGACGGAGCGUCUGGGGCCUCGUCGCGUGGAGGGACUGAGGAGGGAGGAUGAGGAGUGGACGAGAAAGGCUCACGCCGCCGUCCUCUCCAUACAGGAUCUCACCGUCAAGUUCUUCGAGACCACCGCCAGGGCUCAGAAAGCGGUUUACGAGCGGAUGCGUGUGGACCAGAGGAAGUUUGGCAAGGCGGCGUGGGCUGCAGCCGUGGACCGCAUGGAGCGUCUGCAGUACGCCGUGUCCAAGGAAACACUGCAGCUGAUGAGGGCCAAGGAGAUCUGCCUGGAGCAGAGGAAACAUGGCCUGAAACAGGAGAUGCAAAACCUGCAGGAGGGAGAGGAUGCCAUGUUGCGGUUGGACCAGAUGGAGGCGCUGUACUAUGAGCUCCAGCUGCAGCUCUAUGACAUCCAGGCUGAGGUGCUGCGCUGUGAGGAACUGCUGCUCAAUGCCCAGCUCACCAGUCUACGCAGACAGAUCACUGAGCGCCAGGACGAGGUGGUGUAUUAUGAUGCGUAUGAGAGUCCUGAUGCCAUGCAGGGGGUGGAGGAACCCUCAGCUCCCCCUCCCUCCCUCCGAGACGAGUUUAGCCAGCUGCAGCAGAGGACCAGACAGCUAGAGGCACGCAGGGGACGCAUCACCACCAAGAAGGUCUACCUUAAGAACAAAAAGGAGAUCUGUAUCGUCAACCACAACCAGAAGAUACAGCAACGCCAGGGUAGUCAGGACGACCAGACAUCACAUCAAGCGCUGCAACAGCGAGAGGAGGAGCAGGAGGAAGAGGAGGAGGAGAGGAGUAACACCAAAAUGAGUCUGGAUAGAUCAAGAACUCUGGACAGACUACGCAGCUUCAAACAGCGUUUCCCUGGUCAGGUGACUCUGAAGUCCAGCAGACUGCUCAUGUCUCACAGCCAGUCCCGGAAGAAAACCAUCUCCUCCUCCCCCCUCUCCCCUGCGGGGAGGCCUGAGACCCUAGCUGCCAGCGUCCAGACAGACACCGCUGACCUCUCAGAGCUCUCUGCCCCCUCCUCUCUAACUCCUCUCUCAGCGCUCCCGUCCUCUGCACCUCCACCACCUCCUCCUCCUCCACCCCCUCCCUCCUUAGAGGACCUCUCCAGUGAAGGAGGGGAGCAGGCUCACCCCACUAGCCCAGUUCGGCAGUCCAAGGCUGGGUUGGAUUCAGAGCCUCUCCCUCUGGCUCCUUUCUCCCCACGGUUCUUUGACAGCAGUCAGCUGCAGACAGCCAGGAAGAAACUGAAGAAGACCGCCUCACUGGACUCCUCACAGUGGAGGAGAGCGAGUUCCCCCAUGGACGAGGUCCUGAACUCCCUCAAGCGAGGCAGCUUCCACCUGCGGAAGGCAGAGCUCCGGGUCCUAGCCCCCGAUCCAGACGAUGACGAGAGCAACAACAUCCUGGCCCAGAUCAGGCAGGGCGUUAGGCUGAGGAAGGUGCGGACGCGACCGGACCAGCAGCGGCACCCCAAGGGCUCGUUCCCCCACUCUGCCGACGCUUUGACCCGCUCCAUCCACGAAGCCCUGAGACGCAUCAAGGAGGCUUCGCCCGAGUCCGAGUCUGAGGAUGAGGGCCUGCCCUGCACCGACUGGGACUCUGACCUUUGAUCUCAGCCUGCUACUAUCUACUAUUUCUGGCUCCACACGGACAGACCCAGAAAGCGGUGAGAUGUUUCCUGGUCUUUUUUAUCUUCAGAAAAUAGGUCAGAAGUAACUUUUUCUUACUGUUUCUUCUCGUCUUUGAAAUGGACCACUAGCCUUUCCUCCUGCUUUUCUAUGUUGUGCUCCUCCUGCUCUAUCCCAAGUCAAGCACAUUGAGAUCCUUGUGAUGGAAGUCACUAUGGAAAUAAUAUUCCUUCAUUGUCCUGUACCAAGUGGGGGAAUAAGGGCCCCUUGUCAGUGCACCGACUAGAAAGCCAGGGUUCUGGGAUCCCGUAUGUAGACUGAACUAUGAGGUUGGAGAGUUGAACUGUAGGUUGCUGUGGUGUGUUUGCUUUUACAUGUGACAGGAUUGAGCGUUUUCUUCAACCCCCUGCAGAAUAAGGUGUGUUAUUGCUUGGCUGGAACAAAAGCUUGCACCCACAUGGGUGAGCUUGGCCACCCCUGAUAUUGGGGUUGAGAAGUCAUGAUGAUGUUCUCUGUAAGAUCGGAGCCCUGACAGCCAGCUGAAGUAUCCAGCUCUACACAGGUGUCAUUCAUUCCAAAUACCAUAUUAAUAUUCAUGAAGUGUGUUGUUUCUGUUGACAUUUUUUAACUAUUACCUUUUACGGUCAUUUUUAUUUCGAAAGGUGUUUUUUUUUUUUUUUACUGCCUUGUUUUUACUGCUAUUAUUUUCCAAGCGAGUCCACUAGUAGCGGUUUUACCAGGAGUCGCUUCAUGUUUUAUCUACGUUUGACUAUUUUAUCCGUUUUUAUAUCUAAGUGUUGUCAAAACUGAAACGAUUCUUGCACUGUAUGAAGGACACAAUGAAGAAAGAAUGCUGUACUGUUAGGAACUGAAGGACUGAGAGUGCACAACUGCUGUCCAAAUUGUUUGGCCAGGUCAAAGGUCGUAGUACUGUAUUUUUCCAGCACCAUCUUCAGUGGUCUUGAAAAACAGUCACAUAGAAAUGUAUGGUGCUGAUAUGAUUGUCUGUCAUAUAGAAUAGGGAUCCUGUCAGCUCCAUUCAUCAUAUUUCUGUGUGUUUACCUCACUGAAUCCACUAGUGGUGUGGUAACUAACCUCAGUGAGUUAGUGGACUGAGCAUAUGGAGCUCAUGCUGUGUCUUUAUGGCAAGUGGUCAAAAUCCAAUCAUGUGACUUUCUGCAGCAUCCAGAUCUCUGGCUGCGUCUCAGUAUGAAGUGGGUUCCUCGUCUCCUCUCCAUUUGCACUGAUCUAUAAAGCGUGGGUAGGUGACAGCAACAUAGUGGAAUGACUCAGUGGAAUUAGCUUUCCACUUUCUUAGUGCAGAUGGAGAGAAGUUUAAGAGUCUAGAGGCAGUCAUUUUAGUUAUGAGAUGCCCUCCUAGUCCUGUCUCAUGUUCUCGGUAGACAGGUUUUUACAGUAUGUAUAUCUGUUGGGAAAUCACUCGUUUUCAUCAUUGUAUUUAUGUAUGUUUUCUUUUAUACAUAUCUUUGUAUAAUCCAAAUGUAUUAGUUUCCAUUUUUAGCCAUCUAAUCUUAUGUCUACAGUUUGACCUAUGACCUUAUGCAUGUGGCUGGCCUGGUCUGAUUUGAAGAUGAAUCUGUCACUAGAUAAGUGCAAUAUUAAACUGAAAAAUGUAUUAUAAUGUAAUCAAGUGUACAUCCUGAAAAUACAUUGGCAUGCUUAAAAACGUAUUUAUUGAGUAACUUUUGUUUUAAGAAAUGGAGUAAGGAUUUCUAAAGCAAUACCACACAAUUUAAUGUGCUUUUUUUUUUGCAUUUGACUCGUCUUUUCCCGUCAUCGCAUUCCUAACUGCUUUAUAUAUAUCCCAGUUAUUUUUUCCCCCUUCAAAAUAAAACAAAGUACCAAAAUGUC